Molecule: messenger RNA, 2515 nt
Organism: Lucilia cuprina (Australian sheep blowfly)
Lineage: Eukaryota; Metazoa; Arthropoda; Insecta; Diptera; Calliphoridae
Product: kelch-like protein 26
Exons: 6
Coding region: 228-2162 (644 amino acids)
Molecular function (GO): protein binding
Source: RefSeq, a predicted model, not a curated record
AGUCGAAAAUUUUAAAAAACCAGAAAAAAUUGAAAAGAGUCAAGCAAAAUCUCGAAAGCAGAUGUCAACGAAUGUUAAACAAUUGUGUUGAAUUUGAUUGAAUAAAGAAGGAGGAAAACGAAGAAAAAAGAUUAAAGAACUCGGCUAAAAGUGUUUAAAAACAAUCUAAGCACAUGUUUAUAAAGAGAAAUUAAAUAUCAUCAGCUUAACUUUAGCGGUCAACAACAAUGGCAGGAGGCGCUGCAUCAGUAUUACGUAAUAACUCCGAACAACGUUAUAGAACUUCAACACCUAUUAAAAGGGGAGAUAGUAACUCAACACCUCCUACUUUCUUACGCACACAACAGCCAAAUUUUAUGUUAACCUCUCAUUCAGAAGCUCUGUUGCAGGGUCUGAACGCCUUAAGAUGUUCAGAUAAACUGUUUGAUGUUACUCUCAUAGUUGAGGGUAAAACGUUUAAGGCCCAUCGAGUUGUUUUAGCUGCCUGUAGCGAUUAUUUUUGCGCUAUGUUUACCGAUGCCAUGCGUGAGGCAAGACAGUCCGAAAUUAAGUUAAAUGGUGUUAAUGCUCGUGGCAUAGAGCUAUUAAUCGAAUAUGCCUACACCUCAAAACUGGAAUUGGAUCGUAAUAACAUACAGGAUGUACUCUCCGUUUCAACACACGUUCAAAUGAAAGCCGUCAUUGAGGCCUGUUCAAAUUAUUUAGAAUCUCAAAUUGAUUUAGAAAAUUGUGUAGCUAUUGCCGCCCUGGCCGAUCUUUAUGCACUAGAUGCGCUUAAACGUAAAACGUAUCGUUUUAUUUGUGCCCGUCUUGAUGAAUUCUCUCAAACUCCAGAUUUAAUAAAUCUAACAUGGGAUCAAUUGGAGUAUAUACUCUCAUGUAAUUAUCCUGUCGAUUGUUCAGAAGAGAGAGUAUUACAAAUAACAUUGCAAUAUUGUCUGGAGUCCAGGCUAAAGAACGAAUUGGCUAGAAUGCUAUUUGCCAAAGUGCGUUUCAAUCAAAUCGAAACCAAUGCACUCAAUACUCUACUAUCGAAUGCAGAAUCUGCUGAAGAUGACUCGCAACAGUAUGUCGAUCUUAUAAAGAGCGAGGUUAUAAAGCAAAAUCAGUUGAAUAAACUAAAUACUGAAAAUGAAGAAGUGAUAUCUUUAAGUGUCUUAACCAAUUCGCGCGGCAUGGAAUUGGCUUUAGUUAAAAUUGGAGGCUUCGAAACAAAUGGUUUAACUAAUCAAAUAAGUUGUUAUUUGCCCUCGGUAGGCAAAUGGGAAGAUUUAACUGUGAUUCCACAUAUAGAACAAUGCAAUUAUGGUACAGCAGUCUUGGGCAAUGAUCUUUAUAUUGUUGGCGGUUCAUAUGAUGUUUGUUUAAAGGAAUAUAUACAUCCUUUCGGUUUUCGCUAUUGUCCCAUCAAGGAUAAAUGGAAAACUAUUGCUCCCAUACAGGCUGAUCGUUGUCGUUUCUCUUUAAAUGCCAUGGGCAAUAAUUUUUUGUAUGCCGUUGGUGGCGUUUGUGAGCUAAAUGAUAUUGAUGGUGAUCACUAUGCCAAUGAAAUGGCAACAUCAAAUUGUGAACGUUAUAAUGCCAGUGUAGAUCGUUGGGAAUAUUUACCCGCUUUAUCGGAGAAUCGUAGUCAACAUGCUGGCGUUGUUUUGGGUGACAAAUUAUAUAUAUCGGGCGGCAUUGAUCGCCACUUGGUCUUGGCAUCGCUCUGGAGCUUUGAUGCAAAAACCGAAAAGUGGAACAAAUUAUGUCAGAUGCCAACACCCAGAGCCGAUCAUGUACUCAUUGCAUUCGAACAUCAUAUUUAUGCCUGUGGUGGCUGGUAUGAAGAUCCUUUAACUGAAUCAAGAGUUUUAGCCGAAACCAUAGAUGUCUAUGACGUGAAAACCGAUACUUGGUCGACGGAAACAAAAAAUCCAAUGCCAAAAUAUUACACUGGUGUGGCGGCAGUUAAGAGGCGCAUUUAUUUUAUCGGAGGUCUAUUGUCGACAAUCACCAUAAAUCGUGCCACCUCAGCGGUGCAGUGUUACGAUUUAGAUACAAAACAAUGGUCAUUUAAUGGCGAAUGGGAAUAUCCCAAAGAAGUGUGGGAAUGUACUUGUGCAGCUUUUUAUGUACCACGAGAACGUGAUGAUUUUGUUAUGUCAUUUUAUGGGAUGUAAAUUAGAAAAAAAACAACAAAUAAUUACAAAAUCAUUAAUUUUAUUUAAUUUAUACAAAAACCAUAUAAAUUAUUUUGUACUUUUUUAUAUAAACAAAACGCGCAACGAUAUGUUAAAACAUUUUUAACACUUCUAGUUCUAUUUUCUUUCUAUAAAGUAUUUGUAAAUAUGUUUCGAUUUGAAAGAAAGAAAGUAAAAAAACAUUAAUACGAUUCUUGCUGAAUUUAUCUUUUACUCGUAAGAAAAACUUUUUUCUCUUUUUGAAAAUAUGGGGAAAACUCAUAAAAAUUAUAGUAUUUGAGAAUCUCUGUUGUUAUCUAUAGAAAAUAAAAAUCAUUUUUUAUAUAAUUUAA